AUGUCUACGGAAAACGUGUCCGCCGCCACCCCUGAAAAGGCUGAACAGGCCGAGGCGCCAGCCUUGACGCCGGAGACUCCCCUCGCCAAAUUCACGGCGCGUCUGGCCGACAUCACCAAGGAGUCGGCUCACAGCGAGAUGUGGGGUGUCGAGCUUUCGAGCAAUGCCAGCCAUGCCCCGACUCAGGUCAUUCUCCAGAAGUUCCUGCGCGCCAACAAUGGCGAUUUGGCCAGUGCUGAGAAGCAGCUUGCCGCCGCUCUGGCUUGGCGAGAGAAGUGGCAGCCGGCAAAGCUCGUGAGCGAGGCCUUCAACAAGGACAAGUUUGGCGGCCUCGGCUUCGUGACGAACCACAAGGAUGAGGCCGGCAACAACACCGUCAUUACUUGGAACAUUUACGGCUCCGUCAAGGACAACAAGGCCACCUUUGGAGACGUCACCGAGUUCAUCAAGUGGCGCGCCGCUCUCAUGGAAUUGGGCGUGCAGCAGCUCCAUCUCAACGACAUCACGGAGCCCCUCCCAGAGGAUGGCACCGACAAGCAUCAGAUGCUUCAGGUGCACGACUACAAAUCAGUCAGCUUCUUCCGCAUGGACCCCGCCGUCAAGGCCGCCAGCAAGGAGACUAUCUCUGUCUUCUCCAUGGCCUACCCAGAGCUGCUAGCGCACAAGUACUUUGUCAAUGUGCCUGCCAUUAUGGGUUGGAUGUUUGGAGCCAUGAAGCUUUUCCUCGCGCCAGCCACUUUGAAGAAGUUCCACCCGAUGACAUCUGGCACUACUCUAUCUACGGAGCUCAAGAGCAUUGCCCCCUCAUUGCCCAAGGAGUACGGAGGCAGCGGCUCUCCCGUUCAGGAAGGAAUCACGGUGACGCUCGCCGAGUCUACCGAGGCAGCAAAGGCGGAGGCCGCUGUAGAGCCCAAGUCCGAUGCCGUUGUCGCUCCUGUUGAGGCUCCCGUUGAGGCCACCGCACAAGCAAACGAGACUGCAGUCGCGGAACCUCAAACAGUGGAUAUUCCUAUUAGGCCCAAGGAAGAGGAAGCUUCUGUGGAGGCCAAGAAAGAGGAAGCCCCUGCCCCUGCCCCUGUUGAGCCGGAGGCCAAGGCUGAGGAGGCCAAGUCUCCUGUCGAGGAGGAGACCAAGCAAGAGACCGAGGGAAAGAAGGAGACUGAGCAAGUACCCGUCGCUGCUGAUGGUGCCCCAAAGGAGGCUGAGGCUGCGCCCAAGGAAAUUGAGGCCGUUGAGGCCGCGCAGCCGGAGAAGUCGGCUUAA
Molecule: messenger RNA, 1263 nt
Organism: Trichoderma aggressivum f. europaeum
Lineage: Eukaryota; Fungi; Ascomycota; Sordariomycetes; Hypocreales; Hypocreaceae
Exons: 2
Coding region: 1-1263 (420 amino acids)
Biological process (GO): Golgi to plasma membrane protein transport; regulation of exocytosis
Cellular component (GO): cortical endoplasmic reticulum; plasma membrane; cytosol
Molecular function (GO): phosphatidylinositol transfer activity
Source: RefSeq, a predicted model, not a curated record